AUGACCUACACUUUCAUUACCUUUAUCAUGACCUACACUUUCAUUAUCUUUAUCAUGACCUACUCUUUCAUUACCUUUAUCAUGACCUACACUUUCAUUACCUUUAUCAUGACCUACACUUUCAUUACCUUUAUCAUGACCUACACGUUCAUUACCUUUAUCACGACCUACACUUUCAUUACCUUUAUCAUGACCUACACUUUCAUUAUCUUUAUCACGACCUACACUUUCAUUACCUUUAUCAUGACCUACACUUUCAUUACCUUUAUCAUGACCUACACUUUCAUUACCUUUAUCGUGACCUACACUUUCAUUAUUACGUUACACGGCCAGGAGGAAGGAAUUCACACGCCAACACUGUACAACGCAGAUAACCUGACGUGCACAAAUCCUAACUUUUUGAAUAUCACUGAUGCACCGAUAUGGCACAAUUAUGCCAAUACUUUGCUACAGUUUUUAACCGGAACGGGUUGGAUGGAAAAGACACCACUUUAUAUUGGAUGGUAUAUGCCCCUGAAUAUAACUAAUAAAAACAUUAAAUACAGAGAAUCUGGUUGUAAGCCAGAUGAUAGAUACCGAUGUCGAACUUUCGACAAUCCAAUCGAGGGAGAGGGUGACGAAGCAAAGAGAAAAUACAAUGAAAUAGAGUUUGAUGGGGAAGAUAAGGAUCACAAGGAGGAUUUUACAGAGGGAAAGUUAGAUUGUGAUAUCAACUGUCCAACCACAAUAGAUAAAACACUGUCUGCAGAAGAAAGGCAACAAUGUUCAAUAAAAUGUUACAAAUGUGGCGAUUCCUGUGAUGAUAUUGAUAGAUCCGUGGCUCGGUGGUUAUCGAUGUGUCUGAGGCUCGGAAUUGUUUACAACUUUGCUCUGGCAUAUGUCUUGGUCGGACUUUCUUAUUUCCUACUUUCUCUCCUAUUCAUUAUCAAAAAUAUGAUGAAACUGUUCAAGAAAUCAGCUAUCGAAAUAGUUGGGUACAAUCCGUACUCUGAACUAGUGUUCGGAGGAUGGGAUUACAACAUAGAAAACAAAGAGUCAGCCAUCCUCAAGAGCAAAAGUAUUUUAAAGAGUCUAAAAGAAGAAUUAACUUCGGACGAUCAAAAAGAGAAACUGGUUUCAACUAAAGAGAAAGUUCUUCUAGCUCUUCUGAGGAUGUUUACCAAUGUGCUUUGUUUAGCGGCCAUGGGUGGAGUGUUUUACUUGUACUAUGAUGUGUAUGAUAAGAAAGAGGCAACAAAUCCUUGUGGAUCACAGGAUGGGGAUACAAUUGAUAUCAACAAUAUCACAUCAGAGUCACUCAAUGGAAUGUGGAAAUCUUACGGGCCUGCUGUCAUCGUUUCGGCAAGUAACGUGAUAUUUCCGAUAUUUUUCGAGUUUGUCGGAAACAUGGAAAUGUAUCAGUUCCAAUCCACUCGGAUUAACAUAACGAUGGCACGGUCCUUUGUGACAAAACUAUUCAGUGUUGUAGCUUAUCUCUACAUAUUGUAUGAUACUAUCCAAAAAACACAAGAUAAGGACGCUCCGAAGGAUACAGAUUGGACCUAUAACUGCUGGGAGAACUUUAUAGGAACUGAACUUUACAGGCUGAUUAUAAUUGACUUUGCGGUGUUUGUGAUUGCCCUGUUAACGACAGAGUGGUUAAGGCGGUUAAUGGUCGAAAACAACCGUUUUAUUCGGGAAAAACUUGGUAUAACUCAGUUCAACAUAACAAAGGAAGUGUUGGACAUAUGCUACAAACAGAUGAUAUUUUGGAGCGCACUUUUCUUCAGCCCUCUGGUGUCUGUGGUGGCGUUUGUCGAGAUUGUUCUCAUGUUUUAUUUCAAGAAAAUAAGUGCACUAAGGAAUGUGAGACCCCCAGAGAAAGUCAUACUCAAUUCCUCAAGCUCCAGUAUAAUCAACAUAGUAUUCAUAAUAUCUCUACUGGUGGUGUUUGUACCUAUUGGGUUGAUAAUCUUCACCUUUAAUCCGAGUAGCGACUGUGGACCAUUCCAGGGUCACGAUAAAUUUAUAGAUCCACUCAAUACUAUCAUCGAUAAAUCAGGCUCAUUUAAAGAAAUCAUCUUGGAUAACCUAAAGAUGACAUCUGUAGUUGUGGUAAUAGUGGUGGUAACGGUGAUAGUAAUCCAUUUCUUCUACUCACUCUCCGCUGCAAGGCAGCUUACUAUACAACUCUUACGGGAGCAGAUCAAGGUGGAAAAUGCUGAUAAGAAGUUCCUGAUCGAACAGAUGAAGAAUAGCAGAAACCCUCAAUCUAGCAGUGAACUUAUAGCUGAAGAUAAAAUUGUCCACUUCAAAAUCCUCUCUCCAACACCAGUAGACAAAACCAGAGUCCAACACAACUUGGUUUGGUAUCAGUCCAAAUUUGAUCCGGAUAAGGGAAAGAACAAGAAGAAGAACUCCAACGUAGUAGGAAGCUACGCUAACCCUAACGUCAGGAAAAAAAGAUAACAGACAUUCGGACAUUCCCUGAAUAUUUUGCUAAAUAUAACCUUAAUUUCCCUGACAUUAAUUCCCAGACUAUUGAACACCUUUGGUUUUCAGGACCAAUUAAUUGAAGAAAAUAUACUUCGACAGACUUCGGUAGAAUCCGGAAGAGUUUGAAAUCGUGAAUUAAAUUUUGUAUCUGUACGGAACACGUGAAUAAAGCGUAUUUGAGGAUUUCUAUGUAAAUACAUUAGGGGUCGUUCACAUAUAUAUAACGUAAUCAGCCUAGGGGGGUUCUAUAUGAU
This is a messenger RNA of Bolinopsis microptera, 2729 nucleotides long. Its product is annotated as transmembrane channel-like protein 7. The transcript is spliced from 19 exons. Bases 1 to 2448 code for a protein of 815 amino acids. NCBI's taxonomy places the organism in Eukaryota, Metazoa, Ctenophora, Tentaculata, Lobata, Bolinopsidae. Gene Ontology annotation, molecular function: mechanosensitive monoatomic ion channel activity. The record is from RefSeq and is a predicted model, not a curated record. Gene Ontology annotation, cellular component: plasma membrane.